Molecule: messenger RNA, 1524 nt
Organism: Laccaria bicolor S238N-H82
Lineage: Eukaryota; Fungi; Basidiomycota; Agaricomycetes; Agaricales; Hydnangiaceae
Exons: 1
Coding region: 1-1524 (507 amino acids)
Source: RefSeq, a predicted model, not a curated record
AUGUAUAAUUUAUCGCUUGAAUACUGCGAAGAAGAAGAGAGUUCGAAAUCGACCCAAUCUAGGGUCGUGUUCUAUGCUACCAAACCUUCCCUGGCUCAAGACAAAGUUGUAGAUAGGGGAAUGGGAACGUCGAUGCAACAUUAUAUGGUAGAUAAGCCACUACUUGAACAGAUCACCCAUACGGCAAACAAGCUCCAAGUCUUUAUCCAACACAUGGCCAGUCUAAUAGAGGAGAGAACUAAGUACUUCCAAGUAGACCCCGAAGACACUCUGUUGAAAGUAUUGGGAGGAGCGGAAACUACCAGUCAAUUGCAUGCAGCAUGGCUCUGCCUGGCUAGUAGGUUGGAAGCAGCUCAGAAGUUCAUGUUGAAAUACCAACAAGAAUACCAGAAUGCUACUAUACCACCCUCACCUGUGUCGAUGAAUCCCGAUAUCCAUAAGUACAUUUCGGGAUUGCCAGAUGUUGAUGACAAACUAUGGAAUAUGCAGGGAACCAUUCCUCGUCAUGUGGAUAAGCUUUCACUUGAUGCACGUCAACGAUUAUUGGAAGCUAACGAGAAGUGGGGAAAAAUCAUCCCAGCCCCUCCUUGGCUAGCCACCCCAGCACAAAAGACCUCUUCUCCCAUCUUGAACAUUCCAGCCAGGACAAGUUACAAAGCUGCUUCCUCUUUCACAUUACCUGACAAGGUCAAACCCCCAGAGCUGACUCAGAGGAAACAAGCUUUGACUACCUGGAAGGGUUCUAAGGCAGUCCAAUUCACUCCUCAAGUUGAGGCCUGGGAACCGUCGCAAUCUUCAGCACUGAUGAGCAGCAGCACUCCAUUCAAAUCUUUGAAGGGCUUAUUCUCACAAGAUGAAGAAAGCAAUCCUGGUCCUUUUCCCUCAUCAGGACCCAACCGACAUGUUUCUGUGGGUAAUUUCCUCUAUGGAACUGACGAAGUUCCAUCAUUUUCGCCAGACAGAGGACAAUUUUCUGGAUUUUUUUACCCCUCACAUAUGAACGCUACACCAUCGAAUCCGACGACUAGGCCAAUCACUUCUACUCCUUGGAGCAUGGCAUCAGGCGCAAUGUCUUUUCACUCUAUGCCUUCACAAAAGUCAGCAGAGACGAUCAAUGUGCAGGAGACAGGGUUCUCUCACGCAAGGACACAAGCCUCCACUUCGCACAUAGCAACUGAGAACGUUAGUAAUGCGCAGCGGAUCCGCAAAACCAAAAUACAAUGCAAAACACGAACAAAUGUGACUCUAAUUGAGGGAAUCCUCAUCAUCCAUCAGGAGGAGGGGGUUCAGAUCCUCCUGACGAUGACCCUCCCAGUAAUUCAGGAGGACAUGACCCUCCAAGGAAUAAUGAAUGCAGAAUGGCCCAGUGCGGAUAUGGUAGCAGGCGUGGUAGAGGAGGAGGUCCGCCUAGUCCCCCCUCAUCUUCCUCAAGCUCUUCUAGGACCAGGAGCUGUGAUUCUAGUCGAUCCGAAUGGGAUGAAAACCAUCCUCCUGCACCAUACGGCAAUUACAUCCCUACUGUGA